This is a messenger RNA of Aureobasidium vineae, 1443 nucleotides long. Lineage: Eukaryota; Fungi; Ascomycota; Dothideomycetes; Dothideales; Saccotheciaceae. The record is from the annotation of a GenBank genome assembly.
AUGACGUCCCUCGUUGAUACAGCCAUCACAACCAGCCAUGAGAUCCCAACAAAUAAUCCUGGAAAGCUUGUCAUGCAACAGGACCCUGUCGAGAAGAAGAAAGCAGAGAAACUUGGAGUACAGCUUCCCAAGAAAUACAGACACACCUUUGCUGUGCAUUCUACCACCAGACCGUCAUGCCUGAGCCAGGACUCGGCUGCGCCCACCAGCUUUACUGGUUUCAGGAACCUGGUCCUAGNUUGUUUCCAAUCUGCGGUUGAUGAUCGAGAAUUUCAAGAAGGUAGCUUGAGUCUGAAAUAUGUCGUUUAUGGUAGCAUUCUCUACUUCCUGGUCCCUUGCCAUCUGUUCGUUGCCUACCUCAUCGAGCUUAUUGCUGCUCAGCAGGCCAAGGGCGCUCUUGCCAGAGCCAAAAAGAUGGGCGUCGAUGCAGCAGCGAACUCAAGUCAACGAAGGCAGGAGCUACGAACCUUCCGCACAGCAUGGCACUUGAUCGCCUUCGCACAUGGCGUCAAUGCUACCCUCAACUUGGCCCUUGCAACCUACGUUGUCUACUACCAUAUCCACCAUCCCGGUAUUGGCACCUUGUGCGAGCUACACGCUGUGAUUGUAUGGCUCAAGACAUGCUCUUAUGCUUUCACCAAUCGCGAUCUGCGACAUGCCCUGCUAUAUCCUUAUGCAAGCGAAGUCCCCGAGCUUUACAGUUCCUGUCCGUACCCACAGAACAUCACUCUACACAACCUCACUUACUUCUGGUGGGCUCCAACGUUGAUCUACCAGCCAGUGUAUCCCAGAACUGAGAAAAUUCGCUGGCCUUUCGUCUUUAAGCGUUGUGUCGAAGUCGUUGGACUCAGCAUUGUCAUCUGGAUUGCCAGUGCCCAAUACGCAGCUCCACUUCUCAAAAACUCUCUGGGAACCAUAUCUUCGCUGGACUUGCCGUCUAUCGCCGAGCGUCUCAUGAAGCUGUCAACCAUCUCGCUCUUCUGUUGGCUAGCUGGAUUCUACGCCCUAUUCCAAUCUUUCCUGAAUGCCCUCGCAGAAGUGAUGCGCUUUGGCGACAGAGAGUUCUACGGGGAGUGGUGGAAUAGCAGUGGAGUGAGAGGAUACUGGUCCAGCUGGAACAAGCCAGUCUUCCAAUUCAUGAAGCGACAUAUCUAUUCGCCGAUGGUUGGGCGAGGCGUGCCGCCGCUCGUCGCUCAGAUCAUGACCUUCCUUUUCUCUGCAGGUGUGGCUUUUGCUGGUAUGAUGUUCCAAUUGCCCUUGAUCUUCCUAACAGAUCCGCUGGCCAGAAUGAGAGGAGGCAACGGAAAACUUCUAGGCAACCUCAUUUUCUGGAUCUCUUUCUGCCUUGUUGGUCAACCACUAGCUGCACUCAUGUACUNNUUUUUUGCCUGGCAGGCCAAGUAUGGCAGUGCCAGCAAGCCUCAGCUUUGGAACACCGCAUAA